This is a messenger RNA of Physella acuta, 1386 nucleotides long. RefSeq lists its product as uncharacterized. NCBI's taxonomy places the organism in Eukaryota, Metazoa, Mollusca, Gastropoda, Physidae. The record is from RefSeq and is a predicted model, not a curated record.
AUGUCCGUCGCCGGCCUGGCCGCGGCUCGCCUGACCGGCGUCCUCCAGCCAGUGGUCCGCCGUCCCCCCUCCGCCAGGGAACCAAAGAAAACCGAGCUCGCAGACUCUGACGACUCGGCCGAGAAGGACAACGACAACGAGCCUCUGGACCUCCCGAAAAAAAACCUAAAAAACAAAACAGACCCGCAACCCGCGGUCGCUUGGAAAUGGCAGUCGGUCAAUAAAAGAGAUGGGGAUUUCAAAAAAACAAAAUCAGAUGCGAUAGGCGAGGGGGGUGAUGAGGAGAACGAGCCGGAAUCGACGAAAAGAUUGAAGAGAAAUAUGCAGGCGUCUAGGAAGGCGGCAGGCAAAGCUCGAUUGGAAAGAGUCGCGAAUCAGAACGGGAAUUCGACUGAAGAAACGCCUUCAAAACAUAAAGCUCUGGAGAACAGAAGAACGGAGGUAGUUCAGAGCAAGAAUGCGAGUAAAGCCGGAAGUGGGAAUAAAUCUGCUGAAAAGGCAUCAGCAAUCAAGGCCGGGGGUAAAUCCGUUGUGAGGACAUCCGAGGAGGAUCCGGAUGGUGAAGAUUUAGACGAGGCGUACGACACCAAUGUAGACCCUGAUACGGAGCAAAUCGCUGGGAGUAAUGAGAAACGAAAAGUAAAACGUCGGAGUAAAGAGGAUUCAGACGAUGAUAUUGUGAGCGGGCAACUCGUCGGAAGUCGAGAUAAACGAAAUGUAAAAAGUCGGAUUGAACAAGAUUCAGACGAUGAAAAUACGCGCGGAAAACUCGCCGGAAGUCGAAACAAGCAAAAAGUAAAAAGUCGGAUUGAACAAGAUUCAGACGAUGAAAAUGCGCGCGGAAAACUCGCCGGAAAUCAAAACAAGCAAAAAGCAAAAAGUCGGAUUGAAAAAGAUUCAGAAGAUGAAAAUGCGCGCGGAAAACUCGCCGGAAAUCAAAACAAGCAAAAAGUAAAAAGUCGGAUCGAACAAGAUUCAGACGAUGAAAAUGCGCGCGGGCAACGAAAAUACGACAAAAGUCGUGACGACGACAAAUCUCCGGACAUACCCCGCAAACGAUCCAGCGCAGACGAAGCAGACGAGAAAUCAACGAGACCCCAUAGACGAGGGAGCGCUUCACAAAAAUUCGAGUCCCGGAAACCCUCCGAGAAAACAUCGGAAAGCGUGGACGCCGGGCGGGUGGGGGAUGUCAACGACCAGGAGGACCUGGACACGUCUGACGACUCACCUGGACCCUCGGAGAAGACACGUGACUCGGACGGCGACCAGACUAGCACCUCGACCGUCAAACGAAACAGGGACCAAGACCUCGCGUUCCCGUCCUACAGGCUCAAAGACAAGGAUAUUUUCUGGAAAAAGAAUCCUGAGGAUGACUUUUGGGGAUAG